CCGUAAAAUUCUGACGUCAUAAAACAAAAUUCUGACGCUACAAUGGAAAAGUGAUUGUUGUAUGCAUCAAAAGGUCAAGCGGCUGAGUAAGCUAUUAGCGAUAAGGUGUAUUGUUUUCUGCUUCACACUCGCAGGCUGAUUCAGUAAUUAAUGUUGACUGCCACAGGCUGAAUUUCUGCUGAGGUUUUUUUCCUUGCUACCUAGGAUAUAAUAGUGUACAACAGUGACAUAGGAACAAGUGUUCUUUUGUGCCCCUGGGAAAAUUCAUCCAUAUAAACUGAACACUGCUUACACUUUGAAUACAGAGUAACCAAUUGAUGCACUCUAAAAUGUUUUUAGACAAGAGAUGAACUACUCUAGAUAAAGACAUUUAAAACGUCUGGUCAAGAUAAAAAAAUUGUGAAUGCCGCCCAUAGUUAUGAACUCGGCUAAUUUAUCCGAUGAGGUGUCCAAGCUUCUGGACUUUAGCCAGAAGCUCGAUAUCAACCUUCUGGACAAUGUGGUUUCCUUAAUGUACACUGGCAAUGGCACUCAGCAAAAAAUGGCACAACAAGUUUUGACAGCAUUAAAAGAACACCCUGAUGCAUGGACCAGAGUGGAUACAAUUUUAGAAUAUUCUAGUAAUCAACAGACUAAAUAUUACGCACUACAAAUAUUAGAGAAUGUUAUUAAAACACGAUGGAAGGUUCUUCCUAGAGCUCAAUGUGAAGGAAUAAAGAAAUAUAUUGUUGGUCUCAUCAUAAAAACAUCAUCAGAUAGUGCUUCACUAGAAAAGGAAAAGGUUUACUUAGGCAAACUUAAUAUGAUUCUUGUGCAAAUAUUAAAAUACGAGUGGCCAAGAAAUUGGCCUUCUUUUAUCAGUGACAUUGUUGGUGCUAGUAAAACAAAUGAAUCGCUUUGUCAGAAUAAUCUUACAAUCAUGAAAUUAUUAAGUGAAGAAGUAUUUGACUUCAGUAGUGGUCAGAUGACACAAGCUAAGGCAAAACAUUUAAAAGACAGUAUGUGCAGUGAAUUUUCAUCAGUUUUUCAACUGUGUCAGUUUGUUAUGGAAAACUCCCAGAAUGCUCCAUUAGUAGGAUCAACAUUAGAAACAUUACUAAGAUUUCUUAAUUGGAUUCCAUUAGGUUAUAUUUUUGAAACAAAACUGAUAACAACUCUUAUUUAUAAGUUCUUGUCUGUGCCAAUGUUUAGAAAUGUCACUUUAAAAUGUCUCACAGAAAUAGCUGCUGUACAAGUAUCGCAAUAUGAUGAACAGUUUAUCCAGUUAUUUACUCUUGCCAUGACACAACUCAAACAGGUUUUACCUUUACAAACAAAUUUGAAAGAUGCCUACCAGAAAGGAACAGAUGAUGAACAGAAGUUUAUUCAAAAUCUCAGUCUUUUCUUGUGUACGUUUUUAAAAGAACAUGGCAUGUUGAUAGAGAGAAAAACAGAAUUACAUGAAGAAUUGUUGGAGGCAUUACAUUAUCUCAUCCUCAUCUCUGAAGUAAAGGAUGUCGAAAUCUUCAAAAUAGUUUUAGAGUAUUGGAAUACUUUAGCAUCAGAUUUGUAUAGGGAAAGUCCAUUCACAACAUCUACAUCCCCAUUAUUAAUUGGAAAGUCUCAUCAUAAUGAAAUGCCAGCUAGAAGGCAGUUGUAUAAUCAAGUUUUAUCUAGGGUAAGGAGAGUUAUGAUAUCUAGAAUGGCUAAACCUGAAGAAGUAUUGGUUGUGGAAACUGACCAAGGAGAGGUUGUCAGAGAAUUUUUAAAAGACACAGACUCUAUUAACUUAUAUAAAAACAUGAGGGAAACAUUAGUAUACUUGACUCAUCUUGACUACGCAGACACAGAAUCAAUAAUGACAGAAAAAUUACAUAAUCAGGUCAAUGGUACAGAAUGGUCGUGGCAAAACUUGAACACAUUAUGUUGGGCAAUAGGCUCAAUAAGUGGGGCUAUGCAUGAAGAUGAUGAAAAAAGAUUCUUAGUAACCGUUAUAAAGGACUUGUUAGGGUUGUGUGAACAAAAAAGAGGAAAAGACAAUAAAGCUAUAAUAGCUAGUAAUAUUAUGUAUGUGGUGGGACAGUAUCCAAGAUUCCUUCGUGCUCAUUGGAAAUUCCUGAAAACAGUAGUUAACAAAUUGUUUGAAUUCAUGCAUGAGACACAUGACGGUGUGCAGGAUAUGGCAUGUGAUACAUUCAUCAAAAUAGCACAAAAAUGUAGAAGACAUUUUGUACAGGUUCAGGUUGGAGAAGUGAUGCCAUUCAUUGAGGAAAUAUUAAAUGGAAUUAAUACAAUUAUUUGUGAUCUCCAGCCACAACAAGUGCAUACGUUCUAUGAGGCAGUAGGUAUGAUGAUAAGUGCUCAGACUGAUCAAACAGCUCAAGAACACUUGAUAGAACGUUAUAUGUUGUUACCUAACCAAGUGUGGGAUGGUAUCAUUAACCAAGCAACACAUAAUGUGGAAGUACUGAAAGAUCCUGAUGCAGUCAAACAGUUAGGAAAUAUCUUAAAGACAAAUGUCAGAGCUUGUAAAGCUUUAGGACAUCCAUAUGUUGCACAACUUGGAAGAGUUUACUUAGAUAUGCUGAACGUUUAUAAAGUAAUGAGUGAGAACAUUAGUAGUGCAAUAGCCAGCAAUGGUGAAAGUGUAACCAAACAACCUCUCAUUAGAAGUAUGAGAACAGUAAAGAAAGAAGCGUUAAAAUUGAUCUCUGGAUGGGUUAGCAGAUCAAACGAUCCUCAAAUGGUUGCUGUUAAUUUCAUCCCACCAUUACUAGAUGCUGUAUUGUUAGAUUACCAGAGAAAUGUUCCAGCAGCCAGAGAACCAGAAGUACUCAGUACAAUGGCCUCAAUUGUUAACAGAUUAGAGGGUAAUAUAACAAAUGAUAUUCCUCAGAUAUUUGAUGCAGUAUUUGAAUGUACAUUAGAAAUGAUCAACAAAGAUUUUGAAGAGUUCCCAGAACACAGAACAAAUUUCUUUCUGUUGUUACAGGCAGUCAAUACACAUUGUUUCCAAGCCUUCCUAAAUAUUCCACCAGCACAGUUCAAAUUAGUGUUAGACUCUAUAAUAUGGGCAUUCAAACAUACAAUGAGGAAUGUAGCAGAUACAGGCCUUGACAUUCUCUAUCAGUUAUUACAAAAUGUGGCACAAAAGGAAGAGGCAGCUCAGAGUUUUUAUCAAACUUAUUUCAAAGACAUCUUACAACAUGUUUUCUCCGUUGUAACUGAUAGUUCUCACACAGCAGGGUUAACCACACAGGCUACAAUAUUAGCAUAUAUGUUUUGUUUGGUUGAAAACGGUAAAAUUACUGUGGCUUUGGCAGGCAGUGGUGACAAUUCACAGAAUGUUCAGCAUAUUAUGCAGUUCCUGUUAGAAUUACUCAAGCAUGCCUUUCCACAUCUAAAUGAGCCACAAAUCAAAGUAUUUAUUGAAGGACUGUUUAGUUUUGACCAAGAUAUUCCUUCUUUCAAAGAACAUCUGCGAGAUUUCUUGGUUCAGAUCAGGGAAUAUGCAGGGGAAGAUAAUGCUGAUCUGUUUUUGGAAGAACGAGAGACAGCAAUCAAAAGUGCACAAGAAGAAAAACGUAAACAGCAGCUAGCUGUUCCUGGUAUCAUUGGACCACAUGAAAUCCCAGAAGAAAUGCAAGAUUGACAUUUUAUUGAUUAUUUCACCCCAUGAAAUAAUAUUUUAAAUAAACAUUUACUUUUGAAACCUUUAGAUAUCUUCUUUCAACUUGUAUGCAUGCCACAUAUACAUGCACUUUGAAAAUAACUGUUUGAUAUACAUAUAACUUUUUACCUGAGUUACCUGAGUACACAUAUUUCAUUUUGCCUUUUUUUAAUCAAGAGGUAAAUUAUUUUAUCAAUUGAGAUAGAUCAUGUUUAUCUCCUGUUAAUAUUUUUUUUGAAAGACUUUGUUCCUUUCAAAUAUAUAAUAAUACUUCAUAAUGAAGUUCAAUUAUCAAUGAUCAUUUUUGUUAGUGCCAUUUUGUGAUAUGAAAUAUCUGUACAUCAUGGUAGUAUAUUUCCAUUUGUUUAUAUUCUAAAACAUGAGAUGUUUCAGUGCUUUCAUUGUGUAUUUAAUGGCAUGUACAUUUUUUGUGUAAAUUUGUAAAUACAUAAACAAGUAGUAUAUAUGUAUAUAAGUGUUCAUUCUUCAUGUAGGGUCUGAAUUGGCAAUGCUUGUGUCUCAUAAAACAUGUCCCUGGUUAUCUAGCCUUCUCUAGAUGUCAUAUCAUUAGAUAAAGCUCUCACAAUACAUAACAUUAAAAACUGCAUAGCAAUGUCAUUUCAGUUGGUAUUUAACCUAUAAGAUGUAGCAGAUCUUGAUAAAGACACUUUUUUUUGUUAUUUUUUUCCCUCCAUUAUAAACAACUGCCAAAUUUAAGUUCCUUUAGUAGUUUCUUAAAUAUCUAUAAAAAGAUAUAGUUAUCUGUGGUCUGCAUUAAUUAGUUAGCUAAAUUUGAAGAAAAAUGAAUCCUUUUAAAGUAUAUAAAGUAAGCUUGAAAAAUGUUUAUAAAUAGAAGCUUAUUUAUCAGAUUAUAGAUUAGGUGUCAGAUUAGUAUGUGAUGAUGAAGAUAAUUAUUGUUUAAUCUGUAUCAAAUGUUUGACCUGUUUAUAUGGAAAGGUCAGUUUUCAUGAUGUCUGAAGUAAGGUUGUAUAUGACAGUAAAAAGUUAGCCUCCAUUUCAAUCUAUUUAGUCUGGUUUGUUUAUAUGCAAUUUCUGUUUAGCUGAAACAAUAUCCAAAAACAUGUUCUUCAGUUAAUUUUUUUGAAUCCAAUCUAUCAAAUCAAAUCUUUGCUUAAUAAGCAAAUUUAUGAAAUGUGUUAAACGUUUGGUAAAUAGCUAUUAAAGCAUUCUUUUUAUAAAUAUUUAUAUUUAAAAUGCAAUGUUUAAAAGAUUUGAACUUGUAUAUCUGUUUUGGAGGGGUAAUUUGCAUACAUUUUGGUCUAGUUUUAAUUACCGUAUUUAGGAGAAAUCAUGUACACUAUAAAUGUUCUUGUGAAAAAGUCCUAGAUAUUAUUAUAUGAUGAUGCAUAUUAACCUGAAAGUUGUCAUUUUUACUCAUCAUUUUAUUCAUAGUAUAGUUUUCCAAUAGCAUAAGACAUUACUUAUAAUAUACCUGUUACAGUAGGUUAUACUGUAUAUGUACUUUUUUUCAUGUGUAUUUGAUAUUUGCGGUUUUCUAAAAAAAAAAGGGUCUUUAAAUUAAACAAAACGAAAGAAACAGAGAUUAUUCAAUCAUCAAAACAGUCCUCAGUUGGAUAGAGGUUAUCUGAAUAAGUUAUUUAUAGUAACACAUUUAAUUGUCAUAUUUGGAUUUUGGCAUAAUUACGUUUAAUCCUUCUAUCCUUUACCCUUUUACCUACAGAUGACGAUUAGUCAUUGUUUUCUGGGAUCAAAACUCAUUUUAUACUUCCUGUUGAAAAAACAUUGCAAACAAGUCUUCUUUGUUUAUUUGUUGUCCAUAAUAAAAGUGUAAACAUGGCACUUCUUAUGGUUGAAAAUGAUGGGAAUUUACAACCUUGUAAAAAAAUCAAACUUUUGGGUUAAAAACUAUUUUGUGUCCAAUGGACAAAUUUACUGUGAAUUUUAUUUAUUGCAAUGCUGAAAAUUUUAUCAAAACAUAAAGAAAACAAAGUCCAUGAUGUAAGUGAAUAAAAAAUGAAAUAAAUGAAAAGUUUAAAAAAAAAAGUUCUUCCACUUACAACCAAGGAAGCCAUCGUCUCAGAAUAACUACUGUCAGGGCAGCUAUCAGUGAAAGGGUUAAUUGAUUUUUUUAUGGAUCACUGUUAUAUCAUAAUCACAGUUGAAGUAAUAUAAACAAAUUAAACAUGCAUGUACAAUUGGUUAUUCCGGUGUUAUUUAUUUAAUCAAUUGUAUAUGCAUGCAAGCUGUUUUUGUAUUCACAUGUACAUAAUUUUGCAAAAUUCAGGAAAAUAAUGCACAGCGGAAAAUAGUACACAUACAGAAUAACAUCUCUAAAAGAAAUGCUUGACAGUUGAAUAUUUGUUUAAAAUCUUGGUUUCUUUUCACACAAAAUCUUGUGACAAAAAUUGAUAGUUUGUUAUACUAAAAUGUUCAUGACAGUCAAGUAUUAUUUCUUAUUAGAUGUUUUGUGAAAUAAGUCACUGGUCUCAAUGAAAAAAAAUAGAAAAUAAGCCAACAAGAUGUUUUUAUUACAGUUUAUGAUGAAAGAAAUUACAGUAGUGUAGUAAAUAUAAGAAAUUAUUGUCAAGAUUUAGGAUGGUGUAUAUUUGUGAUUAUGUCCCAGGUUAUAAUUUUUGUGGUCAUAUUUAUAGUACAUGUAGUCAUACACUUUUGUUCAUCAUGUGUUAGUUAUCUACAUUUUCUAAUAGAUCUGUGAAAAUUACAGACAAUAAAGUAUUGAAAACCCUUUAAAA
Molecule: messenger RNA, 6384 nt
Organism: Mytilus trossulus (common blue mussel)
Lineage: Eukaryota; Metazoa; Mollusca; Bivalvia; Mytilida; Mytilidae
Product: exportin-1-like
Exons: 24
Coding region: 404-3631 (1075 amino acids)
Biological process (GO): ribosomal small subunit export from nucleus; ribosomal large subunit export from nucleus; protein export from nucleus
Cellular component (GO): nucleus; cytoplasm
Molecular function (GO): nuclear export signal receptor activity; small GTPase binding
Source: RefSeq, a predicted model, not a curated record